Pseudoliparis swirei is the source of this 5453-nucleotide messenger RNA. RefSeq names its product trafficking protein particle complex subunit 10 (gene trappc10). The record is from RefSeq and is a predicted model, not a curated record. Lineage: Eukaryota; Metazoa; Chordata; Actinopteri; Perciformes; Liparidae. Gene Ontology annotation, cellular component: TRAPPII protein complex. Gene Ontology annotation, biological process: intra-Golgi vesicle-mediated transport; early endosome to Golgi transport. The transcript is spliced from 23 exons. Bases 303 to 4106 code for a protein of 1267 amino acids. Gene Ontology annotation, molecular function: protein binding.
AAUAAUCAAACACAUACCAAACUACAAGUAAAAAACAGAAAACAAAGAACUACCUUGUCCGUCAGCCUCACUGACUCCCGGUGACCGUGCGCACGGUGGCACCUCUCCCGACCGGAACACCUGUGAUGGCGCCACGCAGGAGCUCCAGGUCGCUCCUUUAGUGACGCACAGUUUACGCACUUCCCGGAAGUGCAGCGGGGACACUGGGCCCCAUCGAUUCAACACAACUGCACACAUAAGCAUUUAGUAAUAAUAAAGCUCGGUUUGUCCACAAUGUCCAUGGAGUACUACCGCUAACACACAUGGAGUGUCAAGAGGAAAAACCGAUCAUCUAUACUAUGGAGAACAAGCCGAUUGUGACAUGUGCUGGAGACCAGGCCUUGUUCACGUCUCUCUAUACCUCAUUGGCCCAGCAACUUCCCAGGGAGCCAAUGGAGUGGAGGAGGACGUACGGCCGCGCUCCCAAGAUGAUCCACCUGGAGGCCAACUUCGUCCAGUUCAAAGAGGAGCUGCUGCCCAAGGAGGGCAACAAGGCGCUGCUCACCUUCCCCUUUCUCCACAUCUACUGGACCGACUGCUGUGACACGGAGGCGUACAAGAGCGCGGCGAAGGAGGACAUGACGCGCUGGCAGAGCAGCCUGCGGACCCACGGCUCGGCGGACUGGGUCAUCAUCGUCGUGGAGACCAACGACACCAAGAAGAAGAACAAGACCAACAUCCUGCCGCGCUCGUCCAUCGUGGACAAAAUCCGCAGCGACUUUUGCAACAAGCAGAACGACAGGUGUGUGGUGCUGUCGGACCCCCUGAAGGACUCGUCCCGGUCUCAGGAGUCCUGGAACUCCCUGCUGCUCAAGCUGCGGACCCUCCUCCUCAUGUCCUUCACCAAGAACCUCGGCCGCUUCGAGGACGACAUGCGCACGCUCCGAGAGAAGCGCACGCAACCCGGCUGGAGCUUCUGCGAAUACUUCAUGGUCCAGGAGGAGUUGGCCUUUGUUUUCGAGAUGCUGCAGCAGUUUGAAGAUGCCCUGGUCCAGUACGAUGAGCUCGACGCUCUUUUUACUCAAUACGUCCUCAACUUCGGCGCUGGAGACACGGCCAACUGGCUGGGGUCGUUCUGCGCCCCGGUGCGCAGCUGGAGCGGCUUGCUGCUCCGGCGGCCCAUCGACAUGGAGAAGAGGGACGGGAUCCAGCGGGGGGAGGCCAGCCUGUUGGACCUGCGGAGCUACCUGUUCUCCCGCCAGUGCACCUUGCUCAUCUUCCUCCUGAGGCCCUGGGAGGUCACCCAGCGGGCCCUGGAGCUGCUGCACAACUGUGUGCAGGAGCUGCGGCUGCUGGAGGUGUCGGUGCUGGAGGGGGCGCUGGACUGCUGGGUGUUCCUCAGCUGCCUGGAGGUUCUGCACAGGAUCGAGGGCUGCUGUGAUCCGGCCCAGCUGGCCGCCAACUGCUCCCACACCGUCGGGCUGUGGGCCUACGCCACCGACAAGCUGAAGUCCCUGGGCGAGCUCUGCGGCCUGGUGUCAGAGAAGGGACCCACGUCCGAGGACCUGAACAGGACCGUGGACCUGCUGGCCGGGCUCGGGGACGAGAGGCCCGAGACCGUCAGCAGUCUGCAGAGCCCUUACAAGAAGCUGAAGGAAGCCUUGUCGUCCGUGGAAGCGUUUGAAAGACACUAUCUGGAGCUCUCCCACGCCGCCAUGGAGAUGUACAGCGCCAUCGGCCGGCUGCGGUCCGCCCGACUGGUGGGGAAGAGCCUCGCCGAGUUCUACAUGAGGAAGGGGGACCCCGAGCGGGCGGAAACCUUCUUACAGGAAGCUCUGAAGUCGUACACAUCGGAGGGGUGGAGCCUCCCCGUCACCCACACCAGGAAACAGAUCGCCGAGUGUCAGAAGCUGCUGGGCAGAACCGAAGACUACUUGCAGACCAGCGCCUUGCUGGCCGGCGACGCCAAUCUGACCAUGGAGGAGAGGAAGCACUUUUGCCAAGAGAUUCUGACGUUCGCCGGCAAGUCUGAGGAUCAGCCACCCAAAGCGACCCUCAGCAUGGCCGUCUUCUCGCAGCUCACGCGGCUCCAGUUCCGGCCGGCCACGGCGUCGGUGCACUCCGGCGCCGUCCUGCAGGCGGAGCUCACGCUGCGCUGCCUGAUGCCCGUGUCGGUGCACAUCCAGCAGCUGGCCGUGAGCGUCCACUUCGACCUGGAGCGCGCCGGCACCAACGGGCGGUCCAAGGGAGCGUCGAGGCCCGCCAACCCGGGCACGGUGGAGUUCAGCCAGGCCCCCGCGGCGGCGGCCUGGCCCUCCUCGGCGGCCGGCCCCCCGCUGGAGCUCGACGAGAUCCAGGACCGGAGCCCCACGGACAAUUCCCUCAACUCCACGGGACUGGUGUGCAAGAACACUCACCUGGUCAUGCGGCGCCACGACGGCGGCGGCGGCUCGCCGACGGACACGCCCGCCUGCGUCGGCCCUCCCGCCGUGACCACCGUGAAGGACGGCGGGCAGAUGCUGAGAGUGAAGGACGUGACGCUGGAGCCCGGGAACAACAUCAUCGUGUUCACAGCACCGAGCGGGCAGCCGGGUACCUACACGCUGCGCCAGCUGUACGCCACCGUGGGUCAGGUGCAGUUUGUGCUGCCUCACAUCUACCCGUCGGUCCAGUAUGAAGUCUAUUCCCAGGAGCCCCAGCUCACCGUGGAGCCGCUCUCAGAGCCCCUGUUGGCCGGCCUGCCCCAGAUGGUGAAGUUCACUCUGCUGACGGGUCACUACGCCGUGAAGAAAGGCGACGCCCUGCAGCUCAGCAACACCGACACCAUGCCCGUCCUGCCCUCCGCCAGCUGCACCGCCCGCAUCACCAGCCCCGCCGCCGAGUUGGUGGGCGAGAGCUCGCUGUUCAUCCAGUCGUCGGAGAAGGUGACCAGCAUCAGCCUCCCGGCCACGCCGCCCUACCACACCCUGGAGUUCCACCUGGAGGUCCUGUGCCUCAUCCCGCACGGCGGCGAGCGGCCCGCCAACGAGAGGCUCACCAACGGGGAGGUCCGGCACCGGCCGCGCAGCUACAGCCACCCCGACGUGCCCAUGACCGCCAUCGACCAGAGGAUGUCCAUCGACUGUCCGUGGUCCAUCUACUCCACGCUGCUCGGCCUCACCUUCUACAUCCCCUUCAAGACCAAACACACUCUGCUCUCCGCUGGGAACCGGAAGUACAUCCAGGUGUGUGUGCAGAACGUGUCGGACGUGAACUUCACGCUGGCGCAGGUGCAGCUGGCGGAGAAGCCGCAAGCGUCGCUGGAGCUGCAGUCCCUCAACACCAAAAGUCAACAGCUUUUGUGUAGCAAGCACAGCGUGUUCUGCUUGUGGGAGGUGAGGUGGAAGGACGACCUGCCCUCCUGCCUCCAGUGCGUCUUCUCCGCCAACUUCUCUCCACCCAAACAAGACGUCGCCACCUUCAAACCCUUCCACUACCAGUUCCAGCUGGAGAGAGUCACGACGUUGUACAGCGUGAGAGCCGAGAUCCUGCCCGCCGGCGGCGAGCAGCACUGCCGCUCCGGCUUCCUGUGCGGCCUCGAGGUUUGCAUAACGCGACUGACCGAGCCCGCCGAGGGCGAGGCGGCGGAGGACAGCAAGACCGACGCCGACGGCCUCAAAACCACCAAACUCAUGUAUGAAGUGGCCGACAGCAGCAGUAACUGGGCGGUGUGCGGGAAGAGUUCUGGGAUGGUGUCCAUGCCCAUGGCGGCGGACGCCACCCACAAGGUGCAGAUCGAGGUGAUGCCUCUGUUCGCGGGUCACCUCCCCUUCCCCAAGAUCAAAGUGCUGAAGUACCUGCCUCACACGGCGGCGGUGGCCAUCCAACCGGACCCCGACAGCUGCGUGGAGAACGACAGCCUCUCCCUGCUGGACAAGGCGCUGGACGACCAGGGCGACACGGCGAGCAUCCGCAGCCGGGGCAGCGUGCACUCGGUGGGCAGCGGCGACCAGCAGCAGCAGAGGGGCGUGGCCAUGCCGCGCCUGGAGGCCUUCGCCGCCGGGCAGGUGUUCAACCACAGCCACGCGCAGCAGGUCCUGGUGCUGCCCGCCACCGACGACCACAUCAUGGAGGUCAACGCCACAUGACCCCGGUGACGAGAGCGCCCGCCCCUCCUUCUCAUAGAACCGAACCCGCCCCCCCCUCCCCCGAGUGGACUCUGCUGAGCUUUUUUUUUGCUCCGGGGCGGAUCGGGUCUACGAGUCCAUGGCCAAGACCCCCCACCCCCCCGAGCAUGAAACGUUCACGCCACCGGAGACAUUACGGACCGGACACGGUGAAGAUCCGCUGACAACACUUAAAUAAAGAUUUCUUCUUUGCCAUACUUUGUACAUAGCUCAUUGGAUGGAUUUAUAGUUAUAAAAAAAUAUAUAUAUAUAUAUAUUAUGGACUCAAUCAAACUGAAGAAUAGCAGUCCUGAUUGUCCCAUGAUGCACCACGGCCCUCGGCCGCCGGAGCGCUGGCCCUUUAACUGGAGUUCUGGUCCCUCUCGCGUAGUCGCCGCUUUUACAUUUCAGAUGUUUUGCCUUCUACGAAUCACAUUCAAGUUGCUGGAAUAUAAUAUAGAAUAUAAAGUUCAAAGGAAAAAAGAAAAGGAAACACGAGGCAGGUCACCAGACUGUGAUGUCACGGCGGGACUCGUCUCGUGGAUCGGGCGUCAUUUAGUAUUCCCUUCACAAGAUCUAAUAACGCAUAAAAAACACUUACAACUACUAACAUGACGUUUUGAUUUUGAGGUCAAGAUUGAUUUGCCUCAGUAAAAUAUGCAUCUUCGGUCUGUUUUUCUUCCCUUUUUCCCCGAUUUAAUUCUCGAAAAUCUUUGAAACAUUUCUAAGCAAUUUCCUGUCGAGAGUUAUUUAUUUAGAUGAUGCAUCGGAACACCUGAAGAAAGGAAACGCGCACCUGUCCGACACCGCGCUGGACUCUGAGCGUCGGUUGAAUCGCUCCCGGCGAACAGAAACGUGUUUUCGGACCUGAAGUCUUUCGGUGAUUACGGAUCUCCAACGAGAGAAUAACUUUAUUUAUUUUGAACGAAUUCGUGUGUCCUCCGACUGAAAUGCAAACAUUCUGAAAUGUAGAGUGUGUGUGUGUGUGUGUGUGUGUGUUUCGCCAGUGCACAUUAUUGUCUAUUGUCUUACACACGCUGUAGAUUGUUCAUAUACAGUGUGUGUAUUUAUUCUGUGUGUGUGUGUGUGUGUGUGGACAAAUGAAUGAAGUGAGAAUUAUUGGAUUUAUUUGUUCAUUUCUUUGAGGAUAAAUGUCAUCUAAUUAUGAUCUCCCUCUCCCUCUCUCUCUCUCUCACACACACACACACACAGUGUAACUGCAGCCUCCUGCUCCUCUUUGACCUACUGUACAUACUGAUUUGUAAAUAAUGAUUCAAAUCCAAAUCAUCUUUGAUUGCCAACUAUAUUAAAACAAAUCAUUGGAACUGA